AUGGAGUUAGUACCUUGUUUACCUUCAUCUAAAAAAGAGAUUGAAGAAUUAAUAGAGAAAGCAAAAGAUUGGGCUCUUAUGCAUGGUCUGUGUAUGAGAUCAAAACAAGAUUUUGAGAAAAAUGUCCUACAAUUUGCACCAUUUAUUCUGAUGCCAUCUCCAUUUCCUAGGAAAGAAUUUGAGAAUGCUUGUCAAAUUCAAGUAGUUUUAAAUGUGCUUAUACAUAGGGUUGCCCAGGAUUACAAUUUUUUAAAAGAAACUUUAAAAGAAACAAUUAAAGUAGAUAAUUUCACCAAAGAAUUAUUUGAAAUUUGUAAAAUUGUAAACAUUGAAGGGGGAUCAGCACAAAAAGUAUCUCUUGCUAUAUUGCGAUCAGACCUAAUGUUGAAUACAACUUGUUCAUGUAAAAAUAUAAAUAAAAAAUGUCUUCCACAUUGUUGUUGGAAACAAAUUGAAAUAAAUACAAUUGCAUCUGGCUUUGGGUGGUUAGGACCUGUUUCAACUGAAUUACAUAAAUUUGUAUUAAAAGAACUUGGUUAUCAUAAAGAAAUAAGAAAUCUUCCUGAGAAUAAUGCGUUACAAAUCAUAUGUUCAAGUAUGGUUAAAGCAUGGAAAAUAUAUGGAAACCAACAAGCAGUAAUCUUAUUUGUUGUUGAAGAUGUUACAUAUAAUAUAUGUGAUCAACGUUUCCAUGAAUUUGAAAUUAGGAAACAAAAUCCAAAUAUCAGAGUUAUUCGUAGAAAUUUAACACAAUUAGCAGCUACUGUCAAAUUGAGUUAUAAAAAAGAAUUGACAGUAGACCAUUAUAUUGUAGCUGUAGUAUAUUACAGAUGUGGAUAUGAACCUGGACAAUAUCAUACACAAAAUGAGUGGAAAGUAAGAUUGUUAAUAGAAAGAUCAUUGGCAAUUAAGUGUCCUACUAUACAAUACCACUUAGCAGGAACUAAAAAAGUUCAACAGGCUCUUACAAAGCCAGGUGUAAUUUGUAAAUUUUUAAAAAAUGAAGAAAUAUGUGCAGAAAUCAAAGAAAUAUUCAGUGAACUAUAUGCAUUAGACUUUGAUGAACAUAGAGAUGCUGCUGUAGAAAUGGCAAUUACAGAUCCACAUCAUUUUGUACUAAAACCUCAAUGGGAAGGAGGUUGCAAUAAUAAAUAUGGAUCAAAUAUAAAAUAUUUCCUAGAAUCUGUAAAAAAUAAGCAAGAAAGAGUAGCUUGGAUUCUUAUGAACAAAAUUUAUCCUCCAAUUCACAAGAGUUGUAUGAUUAGACCUGAAAGUAAUAUAAAAAUAGAACUCCAAGAAUUAGUUUCUGAAUUAGGGAUAUUUGGUGUCAUAAUAGUCAAUGAAAAUAAUAUAUUUGUUAAUAAGCAAAAUGGUCAUAUGUUACAGACAAAGUUGUCUACUGCUAAUGAGGGUGGUGUUGUAACAGGACAGGCUUUACCAGAUGUUGUACAUGCUGUAGCAAAGUAUGAAAUAAAUUGUGAACCAAGAGAAAUUUUCUUUUUUCGAAAAGGUACCAUAGUAAUGUGGAAUAUUUCUCAGCUUGAAAGUGAAAAUAUAUUAGAAUUUUUAAAAAAAUAUGAACAAAAUCGUUACUUGGAAUAUCUUGUGCAAUUGGAGAGUGAAUCUAUGUGUUAUAGUUAUGCAGACACUGGGAAAAAAAAUCAUAUAAAAAAUGGUACCAUUAUUUUAGCUUUAAAUGCAACUAAGUUAGAUAAGUAUACAUUUUCCAAUGCAAUGGCACAAUCAGUUAAGUUAGGUGUAUGGGAAGCAUCUUUAGAUGAUUAUAUAAAUUCUAUAGAAUUUGUUGCUGAAGAUUUAAAAACUGGUAGAAAACUUAGAAUGACUAAAUCUGAAGUAUUAAAAAAACAAGGAGAAUUAUUUGCAUUGCGACAUUCAAUUAAUUUAAGUUCAGAUUUAUUGGAUACUCCAGACUUUUAUUGGGAAAGGGAAGAUAUGGAACAUCUUUAUCAAGAAACUUGUUCAUAUUUUAAUAUUGCAAAACGUACAAGAGUCAUAAAUGAAAAAUUAAAUCAUUGUGUGGAGCUUGUGGGAAUUUUAUCUACACAUUUAAGUGAUCGCCACCAUAUUCGUUUAGAGUGGAUGAUUAUUAUUCUCAUUAUGGUUGAAGUUAUUUUUGAGAUACUACAUUACAUUGAUAAAUAUCUUUCAUAA
Messenger RNA from Eufriesea mexicana, 2172 nucleotides. RefSeq names its product glutathione synthetase. The record is from RefSeq and is a predicted model, not a curated record. Gene Ontology annotation, biological process: glutathione biosynthetic process. Gene Ontology annotation, molecular function: ATP binding; glutathione binding; glutathione synthase activity. Bases 1 to 2172 code for a protein of 723 amino acids. Lineage: Eukaryota; Metazoa; Arthropoda; Insecta; Hymenoptera; Apidae. Gene Ontology annotation, cellular component: cytosol. The transcript has 6 exons.